AUGUUUAAAUAUAAAAUGAAAAAUAAGUACUUUCUAUUGAAGAAUUAUUUAAAAGUUAUGCUUUUUUAAAAAACGAUAAUACCAUUUAUGUUCUAUAUAAUUAAUUCGAUGUUAAUUAAAAUAAUUAAUUUAAUGCAAGAAUUAUAGAAGAGCCUGUUUUACAUGAUCUUAUUAAAUAUGAAAGUUUAAAAUAAAUAUCACGGCAGGCUAUUUAUUUCUUCUUUUAUGAAUAUUAUUAAUCUAUAUGGGGAUCUAAAACUAACCUCAUUGCGAAUUCUUUAAAUGCAAAUCCUAUAACUAAAUACUAUGCUUUUAAUGAUAAAAUUGUCGAGAAAUUAAUAUGGAAUUUAAAAAUAAAGAAAAAAGAGAAGAUUUUAUAUUUUUAUGAAACUAUAUUGCCUACUAUGUAUAAUUUAAAAGGGGAAGACUCGAUUCUAAACUAGUAGUUUUAUUUAGAAAAAGAAGAGGAAGAAAAAGAGGAAGAAAUUUAAAAUAAUUCUUUAAGUUUAUUAAUUAAUGACCAAGAUGAUUUAGAAAAAUAAGUAAAAAAAAGAUAAAAUAGGAAGAAAAAAAAUACGAAUUAAAUUCAAAAAAAUAUGA
This is a messenger RNA of Ichthyophthirius multifiliis, 600 nucleotides long. RefSeq lists its product as hypothetical. NCBI's taxonomy places the organism in Eukaryota, Ciliophora, Oligohymenophorea, Hymenostomatida. The record is from RefSeq and is a predicted model, not a curated record. The transcript has 2 exons.